Messenger RNA from Schistosoma haematobium, 1268 nucleotides. Its product is annotated as Palmitoyl-protein thioesterase 1. The record is from RefSeq and is a predicted model, not a curated record. Gene Ontology annotation, cellular component: lysosome. The transcript is spliced from 3 exons. Lineage: Eukaryota; Metazoa; Platyhelminthes; Trematoda; Strigeidida; Schistosomatidae. The coding region runs from base 373 to 888 and encodes 171 amino acids. Gene Ontology annotation, molecular function: thiolester hydrolase activity; palmitoyl hydrolase activity.
UCCUCACAUAAUACAUAUUAAGCAAAUUAUUUAUUUAUAAUUAGGACUGUCGUAAUCUAUUAGCACAUUUACCAUCACUUUCCCUUUUCGCAUUGCGAUCAAUCAACCUCCUACCUGGUAAUGUGAUGGCUGCUAGUAUCCAGAGUUCAUAGAGCUCAGAGAAAAACGCACUCAAUCGAAUUUCAAGAUAUACAAAUCCACAAACAACUACCAAACCAACUAGAAUUAUUGCAGUUAAGUGGCUAAACUACUACACACUGGACAUUAUCCAAUACCUGGAACUAUACUGAAACAACAAGAAGCGAGCACAGACACCUAACGUUUUGCAUAAACUCGUGACAAAUAUAUUGAUUAUUGGCUCUAGGUCAGAACAUGUUUGUUAUGUACCUUCUGUUAACGUGGGUUUUACUGAUUUCAAAGUUGUCAUGUACCUCAACAGAAAAGUUGCCCGUUAUUAUCUGGCACGGGAUGGGCGAUAGAGGAACGGGUAUGGGUAUACUGAAGCUAGCUAAAGCGAUACAAGACGAAAUACCUGGAACAUAUGUAAAAUGCAUUACCACCAGCAACUCAGUAAUUCAGGAUAUUGAAGAUACAUAUUUUAUGCCGAUCAAUGAUCAACUGGAUUAUGUUUGUCGUAUGAUACAUGAAGAUAAAAACCUAUCUAAUGGUCUACACAUGAUUGGUAUAUCACAGGGUGGAUUAUUUGUUAGAGCGUUAGUUCAAAAAUGCAACUUAUCGAAAGUCGGCACAGUUGUUUCUAUUGGAGGACCUCAACAGGGUAUAUUUGGGAUACCAAAAUGCACUAUUGAUGGGUUUAUUCAUUUGUGCUUAUUAAUGAACGAGCUACUUUCAUAUGGAGCCUAUAUUAAAUUUAUUCAGAGUCAGUAAGUGCUAGACAAAUAGUUAUGAAAUUAUCAGCGGUUUUGGAUUUAUUAAAGUAUGCUAGCAUAAUUGUAAGUUGGGUAAGAGAAACUAUAUUUUCAAGAUUUACAAAUACUAAAGUGUGUCAGUAUUCAAGGGGUCUAAAUGGUAGCUUCAUCACAGUUAAUUGUAAAUUUAAAGUACAUUUAACUUAUCACAUAUUAUUAUAUAUUAUAUGUACAUAUAUUAUUAAUAUUAGCGCAUUGCCUUCUGCUCAAUUUGAUCAUACAUUUACUGGUUGUGAAGUUUUUUGCGAAAAAUAACUGUUUAGCUAAACUAAUUGGAGGAGACGAAAAACAUCACGGAUCACAUCAUUCUAGUCAAUAAAUCUCUAUUACUAAGGCGAG